AUAAAUGAGCCCGCUUUUGCACAUCACUAAGUCACAAGCGUGGAGCGCCCGUCUCCCCCCACUCCACCCUCAGCCAACACCUGUGAUUUGCGCACACAUUUUGUGUUAGUUAUUUAAAAAGCAAUAUUUACAACGCGAUAAACUUGACAAUCGACGACCAAUGUGCAGUGGAAUUUGCAGAACAUGGAGUCCAAAUAUUUGAUCAAUAGCAAUGGCUCCGCUGGCAUCUCAAGUGCAUUUGCCGUCAAGCGCAAACUGGAGCCGAUGAAGGAGCAGAAUGCCAUAAAGAAACCGACCAACAACAAUUUCAAUCAGCAGCAAAAACCGAAUCUUUACAAGAAUGUUUUGGCUGCCAACAGCAACAAGAGGAGCAGCAUUGAUCAGGAGCGACGGUCGCUGCCCGUCUACAAUUGCCGGCAGCGCAUACUCAAGGAGCUGGAGGCGAACGACACCCUGCUAAUCAUGGGCGAAACGGGCAGUGGCAAAACGACCCAAAUACCCCAAUUUCUGUUGCAGGCCGGCUAUGCGAACGGUGGCAUCAUUGGCAUCACACAGCCACGUCGCGUGGCAGCCAUCACCAUAGCGAAGCGUGUCGCCCAGGAGCUGGCGACGGGCAUUGGCGAGACGGUCGGCUACACGGUCCGCUUCGAGGAUGCCACAACGGAACGGACACGCAUCCGCUACAUGACCGAUGGCAUCCUGUUGCGCGAAGCGAUUGGGGAUCGCCUGCUGCGCAAAUACUCGGCGAUAAUGCUGGACGAGGCACACGAGCGGACGGUGAACGCGGAUGUGCUGUUUGGCAUUGUGAAGCAGGCGCAGCUGGAACGCGCCAAACAGCGACUGCCCAAGCUGAAGAUCAUCAUCACCUCAGCGACGAUGGACAUUGAUCAUUUCGGGCAGUAUUUUGGGGUGCGCGGCAUGUACCUGGAGGGACGCACGCAUCCGGUGCGUGUGCUGCACGCGAAGGACAGCCAGGAGGAUUACAUACACGCUGCACUCGUCACCCUCUUCGAUAUACAUCGCCACGAGCCGAUCAAUCACGAUGUGCUGAUCUUUCUCACCGGCCAGGAGGAGAUCGAGGCGCUGGCUCAGCAAAUACGCCAGCUGGCGAGGAUCAACAAUACGGGUCCCUCGGAUGUGCGCGUCUUCACCUUGUACGCCCAGCUGGCGCAGGGCAAGCAGCUCGAGUGCUUUCUGCCCGUUCCCGCGAAUACACGCAAAAUUGUGUUGGCCACGAAUAUAGCGGAGACAUCGAUUACGAUACCGGGCAUCCGGUGUGUCAUCGAUUGCGGCUAUGUCAAGGAGAAGUCCUUCAAUCCCGGCACCGGCUUGGAGUUGCUGAAAACGGUGCGCAUCUCGCAGGCGCAGGCCUGGCAGCGUUGUGGUCGCGCCGGACGAGAUGCGCCCGGGAAAUGUUAUCGCACCUAUUCGAAGGCGAGCAUGGAACAGUUUCGCAGCACCUCGCUGCCGGAAAUCCUGCGCAGCAAUUUGACCUCGACCGUGUUGCAGCUGCUCGCGUUGGGCAUCGAUUGCAGCAAUUUUGAUUUCAUCGAUGCGCCGCCGCCGGAGGGCAUCAGCAGUGCCCACCGAGCGCUGGAGCAACUGGGCGCCAUCAAGCCUGCGCCAUUGGUCAUCACAACAACGGGCCGUUGGAUGGCCCAGUUUCCGCUUGAUCCCCGCUAUGCCAAGCUGCUGCUGUCGGCGCCCAGCUUUGGCUGCAUGGAGGAGAUGCUCAGCCUGGUGGCGGCGCUGUCCAGCGACAAUGUCUUCAUUGGGCACACGGACAAGAGCGAACUGGCCGCCUUGGCGCAUGCCAAGUUUCAGUCCAAGCACGGCGAUCAUCUGACGCUGCUCAACGUUUUCAGCACCUUUCAGAAGACGGAGAAGCCGAAGAUUUGGUGCCACGACAACUUCCUCAACAUCAGGAAUCUAACCUAUGCCCGCAAUGUGCGCAAUCAGCUGGCCGAGAUCAGUGGGCGACUCAAUUUGGCCAUCAAUAGCUGCGGCGGCGACAAUGUGGACGCGGUCAAGAAGUGCCUGCUGACGGGUCUCUUCGAGAACAUCGCCCUGCUGCAGAAGGAGGGACACUAUCUGACCGUCAGUGGCCGUGUCAAGGCCAAAAUCCAUCCAUCCAGCGUGCUCCAUGGCAAAUACAAGCCGCAGUGCAUCCUCUUCACGGAAAUGGUCCAAACGGAGCACAAUUUCCUCCGUCAGGUCACCGAAAUCAGCAGCGAAUGGGUCGAGGAGGUGCUGCCCGCCAUGAAAUCGUUUCCCAAAUAAAGUCAAACAUUUUCUAUUUACUUUCUAUCAUUUGAA
This is a messenger RNA of Drosophila grimshawi, 2316 nucleotides long. RefSeq names its product ATP-dependent RNA helicase DHX33 (gene ath). Gene Ontology annotation, biological process: positive regulation of transcription by RNA polymerase I. Gene Ontology annotation, cellular component: nucleolus; intracellular anatomical structure. The coding region runs from base 184 to 2280 and encodes 698 amino acids. NCBI's taxonomy places the organism in Eukaryota, Metazoa, Arthropoda, Insecta, Diptera, Drosophilidae. The record is from RefSeq and is a predicted model, not a curated record. Gene Ontology annotation, molecular function: RNA binding; ATP binding. The transcript has 2 exons.